UCAUCUGCGGUUUUUCACUGUGACCCUGAGCGGAAGUAAAACUAAAAGGCUCCAGCAGCUGCUUGUGUUGCGUUUUCGUGUUUCUGCUGAAUAUUUCAGUAACAAUGUCUUCAGUUCAGCAUCUGAGGGAUUUUAUCAGACAGAGAUUAACUGCUGCGGCGGAAGAAAUCUUCACCGAGGUUGAAAAAACUAUCGUCCGCUACGAGGAGGACAUGAAACUGCUGGAAACCUGCUGGAAUAAACCUCAGAUAAAGACAACCAGAACCGAUCCAGACCAAGAUGAACCAGAACCUCUGCAGAUUAAACAGGAGGAACCAGAACUUUCACUGAUUGAAGCGGGUCUGGAAGAACUUGGACCAACUAAAGGAAACCAGAAGGAUCCAGUUCCUGGAGGAAUCACAGGAGAACUGACAGAACCAGAACCAGCACAGAUUAAAGAUGAACUCACAGAACCACAGCGGCUGUACGUCCCGAUGUCCAACAGCCAGGAGGGACAGCAGCUGGUACUGAAGGAGGAGACGUCAGUGGACCGGCUGAGUUACCAGCAAACUGAAGCAGAACCAACCGCUGAGCAGCUUUACAGUUAUUACGGUUCUGAAUCCCAAAGUUCAGAAGGAAACGUCUCCACUGUGUCCCAGAGUUUGUCUCAGAGAAACACGGAUUCUUCUCUGAAAUGUGACUUCUGUGAAAAAGUCUUCAACUACAAAAACAAUCUGGUUCAGCAUCGCAGGACUCACACAGGCGAGCGGCCAUUUUCCUGUAAAACAUGCGGGAAGAGCUUCUCCAAAAGCAGCAAUCUGAAGGUCCACAUGAGGUCCCACACAGGUGAGAGGCCUUUCAUCUGCAGCAUCUGCGGCAAAGCUUUAAGUUCAAACAGACAUCUGUCCGAUCACAUGGUCACCCACUCCAGCCAGAGGCCCUAUGGUUGCUCAGUGUGUGGGAAAACGUUUUGUCAUGAGAGUUCCUUCCAGUACCACAUGAAAGGCCACAACGGAGACAGGCCGUAUUCUUGUGACACGUGUGGAAAAAGGUUUAUUCUCAGUUCCAGCCUGCUGACCCACACGAGAACCCACACCGGGGAGAGACCUUUCUGCUGCACCACGUGUGGAAAACGGUUCGCUCAGAGCAGCAACCUGAGCGUUCACAUGAGAAUCCACACAGGAGAGAAGCCGUACUGCUGCCCAACGUGUGGAGAGAGUUUCUGUCGUAGAGCAGGUCUGCUCAGGCACACGGAGACCCACAAGACCGUCUGAAAACCGGAGAACUUUCCUUCUGAAGGGAUUCAUUUUACAGUCAAUCAGUCACUUCUGGUUCCAGCUGCAGUCACUUUACAAACCAUCAAACACUGGAAGAGCUGCACCAUUUAUCCUGCAAAACUGUACAAACAAUAUUUUAGAACCAGGAGAGGAAAUAUUUGGUUGAGGUUUGAACCAACAGGGGAACCAAACUGAUCCGUUUAAAACAGAGCAGAUUAAUCAGGUUAACACACCUUUAAGGUUUUAAAGAAAACCUGACACAAUAUCUUCAAUAUUGUUAUUAACUGAUUACUAUGGUAAUUAUUAACUAGAGUUGGUUUAUUUUCUGAAGCACUGUUCAGUGCAUAACUUCCCCAGACAUAAAGAAGUAAAUAUCAUAUUGACAUCAACCAGAGGUCCAUAUUAACCCAGAACCAGGUUAAUGUUUAACCUGCAGAUCGUUUCUUCCUCCCUCCUUCUGUUUCAUAUCCAGAAAUCAAACAUUUGUAAACAGCCUUUAGUUUCUGCAGUUGAAUCAUAAAUUAUAUUAUAUUAUAUUAUAUUAUUAAAUCAGAAAACUCCAUUUCUCACCCAUAUUCCUUUAGUUUGGCUCAGAUAAAACAGAUUAUGACCCCUGACCCCUGAUGGCUUCGUGGCCUCCUGCUGGUAGAUAACUAAUAUAGAAAUGUUCAUCAGCUGAAGUAAAAUGAAUGAAGGGUGAAAUGAUCUCCUUCCACUCAGCAGGUGGAUCUGAUCUGCAACAAUAUAAAUAUAUAGAAAACACCUUAAUCUUCUGUAAAGUAAGGUGGAGGUUCUGUAGUACUGUGGGCCUGUUUCUCUGCCUUGUUAGGUUAAUUUAUUAUGAAUUCUGCAACAGAUUUUAAUGCAGAUCUGAUGUUCAGGUCAGUAAGCUGAAAACUGUUUCUGGAUACGAUCAAUAAUUUUUAUCAAUUAAAUCUUUCCUACGUGAAUAAAAUAAAUUUCUCUAAAUUAUCAUUUAGAGAAAUGAUCAUUUCUCUAAAUGGGUUUUGUUAGGGUUAACAUCCCUCCUGGGAUGAAAACACCAUGAUCAUUUAUCCAUACAACAAUCAAAACUCAUUUGUUUUUACAUUGAUUGCUGUUUUUUCUUAACGUUUUGCUUUAAUAAUGUAAUAAAUGUAAAUGUGGAAAGAACCUGACUCGUCAUUCUUGGAAUAAUUUGUUACUC
This is a messenger RNA of Gambusia affinis (western mosquitofish), 2442 nucleotides long. Its product is annotated as zinc finger protein 239-like. Gene Ontology annotation, biological process: regulation of transcription by RNA polymerase II. The transcript is spliced from 2 exons. The coding region runs from base 105 to 1253 and encodes 382 amino acids. Gene Ontology annotation, cellular component: nucleus. Lineage: Eukaryota; Metazoa; Chordata; Actinopteri; Cyprinodontiformes; Poeciliidae. The record is from RefSeq and is a predicted model, not a curated record. Gene Ontology annotation, molecular function: DNA-binding transcription factor activity, RNA polymerase II-specific; RNA polymerase II cis-regulatory region sequence-specific DNA binding.